Messenger RNA from Sabethes cyaneus, 3693 nucleotides. Its product is annotated as calcium-activated chloride channel regulator 2-like. The record is from RefSeq and is a predicted model, not a curated record. Bases 1 to 3693 code for a protein of 1230 amino acids. NCBI's taxonomy places the organism in Eukaryota, Metazoa, Arthropoda, Insecta, Diptera, Culicidae. The transcript is spliced from 3 exons.
AUGCUUCCAAUAACGCAAACGCAAGUGCAGCUCCGGGCACGACUCGGCAGACGGUUGGCGGCCGUACUGCUCUGGAUGGCCGUGGCAGCACUGCCAAUCGAACCUGCGGUUUCCGCAUCCGCCACCAGUUCGGUUUACGUGGAAAAAUCCGCGUACAAAAAUAUCGUCAUCGAGAUAAGGGAUAACGUACCGGUGGAAAGCUGCCAAACGAUUCUGCACAACGUCGAGAUCAUGCUGACUUCGGCCUCGCAGUACCUUUUUUCGGCGCUGGACGGUCGUGUAUAUUUCGGAGACAUUACCGUCAUUUUGCCACCCCAUUGGCCUAAUGCCUGCAUCCCGUACAACCAAACGCGAACGUCGGCAAGCGGUGAGCGUAGUGAUGUAACGAUCAAAACACAUUCCAAAACCGAGUCCCCCAUAUGGACGAAACAGUUCGCUGGAUGUGGUGAGAUGGGUGAUCAAAUCUUCAUCGAUGCUGACAUCCUCGCACGGGACACCAUCGGUCGGGAGUUUGUUCGUGAGUGGGCCAAAUAUCGGUACGGCGUUUUCGACGAGAUCGGUUUCACUAAAGAUCCCAUUUAUCCACGCUGUUUUAUAAAUGAUGAUCACGAGCUGAAGUUGACGAGUUGCUCGGAUGCUCCGGUUCACGAUCGUGGUCUCUGUGGCAGUCCCACGUCAUACAACAUCAGCGACAUCGUCGAUAGAAAUGCCCGCUCAAGCAUUAUGUUUGCUGCGGAGGCUCCCAGCGUGACCAUGUUUUGCGACGAAGGAACUCACAACCGGUACGCUCCAACGAAACACAACCAGCUGUGUGACCGACGCAGCACUCUCGACGUUAUCCUAAAACACCGUGACUUCAUCAUGGAAAAUCAAAUAAACGUCAACCCUUCGAUCAUAAUCAACACCACCCCAAAAUUCAGCUACAAAACGCGUAAAUCCACCCGGUACGUGAUCAUCAUCGAUGAAACUCUCGAUAUGCAGCUGCGAGAAUCCUGGAGCUUCCUGCGCUCAGCUAUUCGGAAGUGGGUCGUCUAUGAUCUACCGGCCAACACCGAAGUGGGAAUGGUUCUAGCAAAUGACACAGCCACGGAAAAAAUGCUCCAGAUCUCCUCCUUGUACAUUCAGGAAAACAAAGAUCUUGUCGCUUCAUUUAUUCCAUAUUCACCAAGCGAUUCUCGCCAACCGGCUUGUCUUAGUUGUGCGGUAACAGACGCCAUCCAGAUGCUAAACGAGCGCACGCGUAUGAACGGCCCGGCAAAUUCGAUCAUUUUGGUCAUCGCUCCCGGAAUGGAAUACUCCAUCGAUCAUGCCACACUUGCGAAUUCUGCCAGUUCGUCCCGAAUCCGGAUCUCCACCAUUAACUACCCGAAUGUGAUCCGUCGUCAACCGCUGGAUGCUCUGGCACUCUCCACAGGAGGUUCUGCUUACUCGGUAUUCGAAACGAAGUACAAUCACGAAAAAAGCUAUUUGACAACCUACUUCGAAUUGUCCAACACCCUGUUCAACAUCGGCCGGCAGUACUACGAAGGCAACAAGAAUGAUCUACCGAUCGAAAUCUAUCGCAAGGAGCUGCUGGACUCGGAUGACAACGGUGCUGUCCAUAUGCUGGCGAAGCGAACCAGCCAGACCGUGACCGGUAGCUUCCAUCUGGACUCAUUUAUGGGACCUCCCGCGUACUUUUUCGUCUACGUACACAAUCCAGAGAAUCCGCUAAUUGAGAACAUGAAGCUGACCAGUCCGAGUGGCAUUGUUUACUCGUCUAGAAGUGAUGCCAGAUCUUUGGUAAAGCAAUUAAUGGUGUCCGCUACGCUGAACGAAACCGGUAGCUGGAGCUACAAAAUCGACCGAUUUAAUGGACAUCCUCAGCCACAUUACGUGCAGGUUCUUGCGACACCCCGUUCGAAAUAUGCACCAACAAUUCAAGCGCGUUCCUGGAUUCGGCAGCGCGCUGGUGGUCCGCCUGUCAUUUACGCUGAGAUCAAGAGAGGUGAUUUGCCAAUAAUUGCGGCUUUAGUCGAAGUGACUGUGUCUCGUCCGGACGGAAUCUGUCCGGCCGGAAGUGGAAAUGAUUGUCGCCAGAAAUUCCAACUGCUAGACACGGGCUCCGGCGAUCCAGAUAUUACCAGAAAUGAUGGAAUCUACUCUCGAUAUUUCAACGCCGAUGAUUUUGGAGGUGCAGGAGCCUAUCAGUUCGAGGUAACGGCUACCGAUAACGGGAACAUGGCUUACACACGGUCGGAGAGUGUACUCAAAGGAGCUCCUCCCAGAUGUUGUGGAAGUACCGUACGAACUACGUUGAUGUCUUCUAUAGUACCGUUCCAACGAACUCUUCAGCCCAUCACUGUAUUUCUGUCUCAAGAUCAACUGGAUGAAAUAGGUUCGCGAACAAUUGGAAAGAUCAGUGACUUGAUUGUGGACGUUGACGGUAUGAAAGUUCGCCUGAACUGGACCACCCCAGACAUGGGCGGCAAGAGCAUCGCUCGCUACGAAAUCAAAUACGCAACAUCGAUUCGUGACAUCGUCGAUUAUUAUGACACAGCGGCGUUCCUAUGGCACCAUGACACACCGCUCAUCAAUUCCGUUGGCGAUGAAAGUUCGUUUACGAUGAACUUAUCCCACGAACCACACCUCAUCGGACAGAUCCUCUACUUUGCCGUUCGAGCUCAUGCCCUCGGCGUUGUCGGCGGAUCAACUUCGAACUACGUAAGAGUAUUCGUACCUAAACCGAAACGUGCCACCUCCCUGUCACCGUCUACAUCCAUUGGAACGGAGAGUUACGAAUCCGUGUGGUCGUCCUACGAUGAGAUCCGCGAAAAUCACAAUCGUCGUGUGAACAUCCAUCAAAGAAUCGCCGAUACAAUCAGCCUGGAAGUUGAAGUUUUACUCGCCAUCAUAGCUGGAGUCGUGUUUUUGAUAAUCAUCAUCCUAAUUUGUUGUUAUUUCUACUUUUUUAAAAAACGAACCAAUCCUCACGAGGAUGACCAGAAACGUCCCAUUAAACCAUUCACGAGUGAGACAAAAACCUCAUUGGGACAUAAUGUCUUCGUGACGGCGGGAAACGUAACUUCCUCGUCGUCGAACGCAACCAGCUCGACGUCGGCUUCUCCAGACUAUGUUCAGCAGACAAACGUGAGCCCAAGCAUCCCGACCAUCUACAACUCUCGAACGCUUCCCAUCGAACAGAAACUGAUCGAUGAGCUAAAGCACCAGCAGCAGAUGGCGGACACGCAAUCGUUCGUUUUGACACCGAACGACGCCAUCAACUACAACAGCACCCUGUCACGUGGAUACAAACCGACGGUAACCAUCAACGACAACCGAACGCUGAGUCCGUUUGAAUCAUGGUCCGCUUCACAACUACUUCAAGAGCACGAACAACACCAACGCCGACGUAGCCCGAGUCUUAUCGACAACUACCUGGACAACGAUGUUCAGCAAUUCUACAAUAGCCAGCACGAUCAGAUGUCCCUGCUGAACAACAGCAAUCCCCCAAUGCCUCCACCACCUGUUUACACCACAUCAAAUCCGCCUUACUUCUACGAGCAGCAGCAAACACAUCAGUUGCAGCAGCAACAACAACAACAAAUGGCUACACAGCGAAAGCAAAUUUCCCGUAAAUAUUGCUCCAAAGGAGAUAUUUCACGUUGUACCGAGGCCAUCAAUACCGGGGCAACGGUUUUGGGCAAGCUGUAA